UCCCCAGCGCCGACCCGUCUCUCUGCCCUCGCCGCUGCCAUGGCGGCAGCUCCGCCGCUUUCCAAGGCCGAGUAUCUGAAGCGUUAUUUGUCUGGGGCAGAUGCCGGCAUCGACCGGGGGUCUGAGUCCGGUCGCAAGCGUCGCAAAAAGCGGCCGAAGCCUGGCGGGGCCGGCGGCAAGGGAAUGCGGAUUGUGGAUGAUGAUGUGAGCUGGACCGCUAUCUCCACAAGUAAACCAGAAAAAGAGGAAGAGGAAGAUGAUGGAGAUUUGCCUGUGGUGGCAGAGUUUGUGGAUGAGCGGCCAGAAGAGGUAAAGCAGAUGGAGGCCUUUCGUUCCAGUGCCAAAUGGAAGCUUCUGGGAGGCCACAAUGAAGACCUACCCUCACACAGGCAUUUUCUUCAUGAUACCCUAGAUUCAUCUCCUAGGAGAGUCCGUCAUGAUACCCCGGAUUCAUCUCCUAGGAGGGCCCGUCACGACACCCCAGAUCCUUCUCCCCUCAGAGGGGCUCGUCAUGACUCAGACACAUCUCCUCCCAGGAGGAUCCGUCAUGACUCCUCAGACACUUCACCUCCAAGGAGGGCCCGUCAUGAUUCUCCAGAUCCUUCUCCUCCCAGGAGGCCUCAGCAUAAUUCUUCAGGUGCAUCUCCUAGGAGAGUCCGUCAUGAUUCACCAGAUCCCUCUCCUCCUAAGCGAGCCCGUCAUGAUUCCUCAGAUAUCUCUACCCCCAGAAGGGUCCAUAACAACUCCCCUGACACAUCUAGGAGGACUCUUGGUUCUUCAGACACACAGCAACUCAGAAGGGCCCAUCAUGACUCCCCUGAUUUGGCUCCUACUGUCGCUCAUUCCCUACCCAGAACCAAAAGUGGUAAAGCCCCAGAAAGAGCCUCUAACAAGACUUCUCCACAUUGGAAGGAGUCAGGAGCCUCCCAUUCGUCACUCCCAAAGAACAGCAAAUAUGAGUAUGACCAUGACCUCUCUCCUCCACGAAAAAAGCAAACAAAAUCCCAUUUUGGAGACAAGAAGCAGUUUGAUUCCAAAGGUGACUGCCAGAAAACAACUGAUUCAGACCUUUCUUCUCCACGGCAUAAACAAAGUCCAGGGCACCAGGAUUCCGAUUCAGAUCUGUCACCUCCACGGAAUAGACCUAGACACCGGAGCUCUGAUUCUGACCUCUCUCCACCAAGGAGGAGACAGAGGACCAAAUCUUCUGAUUCUGACCUGUCCCCGCCUCGAAGGAGUCAGCCUCCUGGAAAGAAGGCUGCACACAUGUAUUCUGGGGCUAAAACUGGGUUGGUGUUAACUGACAUACAGCGAGAACAGCAGGAGCUCAAGAAACAGGAUCAAGAAACCAUGGCAUUUGAAGCUGAAUUUCAAUAUGCUGAAACCGUAUUUCGAGAUAAGUCCGGUCGUAAGAGGAAUUUGAAACUGGAACGUUUAGAACAAAGGAGGAAAGCAGAAAAGGACUCAGAGAGAGAUGAGCUGUAUGCCCAGUGGGGAAAAGGGCUUGCCCAGAGCCGGCAACAGCAACAAAAUGUGGAGGAUGCAGUGAAAGAGAUGCAAAAGCCUCUGGCCCGCUAUAUUGAUGACGAAGAUCUGGAUAGGAUGCUAAGAGAACAAGAAAGAGAGGGGGACCCCAUGGCCAACUUCAUCAAGAAGAAUAAGGCCAAGGAGAACAAGAAUAAAAAAGUGAGACCUCGCUACAGCGGUCCAGCACCUCCUCCCAACAGAUUUAAUAUCUGGCCCGGAUAUCGCUGGGAUGGAGUGGACAGAUCCAAUGGAUUUGAACAGAAGCGCUUUGCCAGGCUUGCCAGCAAGAAGGCAGUGGAGGAACUUGCCUACAAAUGGAGUGUUGAGGAUAUGUAACUUGCCUGAGGCUGUGGGGGUGGCUGGGCUGUGGUAGUGGGCAUAGGCAGUGAGAUAUCCAGCAGUAACAGUUGUCUGUGCUAAUAAUUGGAGCCCACAAAGACCAGCACCCUGUUGAAUGCCAGUUUUGACCACAGAAGAAUAUUCGAGACCUGAUGCUUGGACUGAGGUACCUGUACUUCUUGGGUAUGACAACACCAGCUGUUGCUGGCUUUCAGAGGAAGCAUUGAUUUCUCAGUGUACCAGGGGUUGUUCUUGGUUAGGGUUUUUCUUUUCCUUUUUUAAAUAAACAUAUAUUUAUUUUUUUAAA
Rhinopithecus roxellana (golden snub-nosed monkey) is the source of this 2173-nucleotide messenger RNA. It is a transcript of the gene BUD13, whose product is annotated as BUD13 homolog. The record is from RefSeq and is a predicted model, not a curated record. Gene Ontology annotation, biological process: mRNA splicing, via spliceosome. The transcript is spliced from 10 exons. Gene Ontology annotation, cellular component: U2-type spliceosomal complex; RES complex. Bases 40 to 1863 code for a protein of 607 amino acids. NCBI's taxonomy places the organism in Eukaryota, Metazoa, Chordata, Mammalia, Primates, Cercopithecidae. Gene Ontology annotation, molecular function: RNA binding.